Molecule: messenger RNA, 1464 nt
Organism: Sparassis crispa
Lineage: Eukaryota; Fungi; Basidiomycota; Agaricomycetes; Polyporales; Sparassidaceae
Product: CoA-transferase family III
Exons: 7
Coding region: 1-1464 (487 amino acids)
Molecular function (GO): catalytic activity
Source: RefSeq, a predicted model, not a curated record
AUGACCAACCCUGUAGAAGCUGUACGGUAUCUAUGGGAGAGUGCGAGUUUACCCUCUCAAGCUCUGUCUCGUUUGGUGUUAAGCGAGGACCCUGAUCCUUCGGUGAACUCGUCAUUCAAGCUGGGAAGCGCUGCCCUGGCAAGUCAAGUACACUCUGUUAAGUCAGCAAUAGCUCUCUCCGAGCAGACUGUCGCGGUUGAUGCACGUCAUGCCGUACUCGAAUUCAGGAGUGAAGCUUGGUAUAUUGUGAACGGCAGGCUUCCUUCAGGUUCUUUGUUCGACGAUCUCGCAGGUCUAUACAAGACCAAAGACAACAGCUACGUGCGACUGCACACCAAUUUCCCUCACCAUCGACAGGGCAUCCUGGAUAUUCUCAGAUGUGAACCAACCAAGGAGGCAGUCGCCAAUGCUCUGUUGCAGUGGAACGCUGUUGACUUCGAAACUGAAGCCUCUUCACGGAAGAUGGUCGCCACGGCCGUUCGCUCGUUUGCAGAGUGGGACGAGCAUCCUCAAGGAAGAGCCUUGGCAAAUACUCUUCCAGUCCAACUCAUCAAAGUUGCAGAUGCACCAAGGAGAAAGAUAGCGGGAACUCAUGGUCAUCCUCUGGAUGGUAUCCGCGUGUUAGAAUUGACGAGAGUGUUGGCUGGGCCUGUCUGCGGACGAACUCUUGCCGGUCAUGGUGCCGAUGUCCUGUGGAUCACAUCUCCCAGCCUUACAGCCCUUCCCUUACUCGAUAUUGAAACGUCGCGAGGAAAGCGGACAACACAGCUCGAUCUAGCUAGUCUCGAGGACCGACAGACGCUUGCUGGCCUUGUCAAGGAAGCCGAUAUAUAUCUGCAGGCUUAUCGCCCUGGUAGUCUGCACGAUAAAGGCUUCGGGGUGGAUAAUGUAAUGACUGGACACCCAGGCGUCGUUUAUGCUAGUCUGAAUGCAUAUGGCUGGGAAGGUCCCUGGAAGGACCGACGAGGCUUUGAGUCCUUGGUGCAAACGGCUACCGGUUUCAACCUAGGCGAGGCGGAGGCUCACGCGUCUUACGCUGGGGAAGAUUCAGCGCAUGUAAUCCCGAGAGCUUUCCCCAUGCAAGCGUUGGAUCAUGCUGCAGGCUAUCUUCUCGCAUUCGGCAUAAAUGCAGCACUGUGUAAAACAAUAACGGAAGGAGGAUCCUGGGAAGUCCGCGUCUCUCUUGCUGCUGUAGGGCAAUGGAUUCGCUCUCUAGGCCGUCUGGAUCCAAUGGUGGCCUUCGGCGUGGGCCGGCCUUUCCCCCCUCACACCCUCCCCCAGGAUCCAGAGAUUACAGUCUUGGCGACCGCGGUGAUCCAGUUAGCAAGCGACAAACCUGCGAUUGAACACCACGAUAUGACAGCUAUAAGGCAUGCUGCGAUUUUGUCGAAAACUCCUGUCAUGGAGGGUCAGGCCCCGAUGGGUUUGAAUGUUCACGAACCUGUCUGGUUGCCUCGGGCUUGA